CUCCAAGUAAGUGGGCGUCGACGUGCAGUUACACGCACACGCGUCCGCUGCGCAUCCUGGAACUCGCGCACUGACGUCCGGCGUCACCGUAAACAACAAGAAAAAGAAAUAGGAGGGGCACGUGACGUGCGCGAGCCGUCGAAGCGUAGAGAAGAUGGCGAGUGGGGAGGAGGCCCCGCGGCGUUUGCUGUCCUCGCCCUCCUCCUCCUCCUCGGCGGGCCUGGAGGCCCUGUUCGCGGCCAAGGCGGCAGAGCGGACGGACGCGGACGGUGGUCCGGAGCUGGCUGGACUGCGGGAGCGCCUCCAGGGCUGGCUCCGGCCGUACGCCGCGGCGGUGCUAUGGGCGCAGAGGCUGCUGGUGUGGGAGAGGCCGUUGCAGAGCGCUGGCGCGGCGGUGCUCCUGCACACCGCCUUCUGGUUCCUGUCCUCCACUGCCCUCAGACCACUCUUCCUCACCUGCGUCUUCCUCCUGCUCCUCGUGCUGCUGGACCGCUGGAGAGACAGGCUGCCCGACAUUUACAUCCCAGUGCAGUGUCCUGAAGCCUCCGAAGCUGAAAGGGAGAGCAUGACCUUACAGCCCCAGCUCCUCAGUGUUGAAGAGCUCAGCCACCACAUUGCUGAGAGCUACUUCAUCUGUACCUUGUAUGUCCAGGAGAUGCUGGUGUAUAAACGGCAAAAUCGUGGCAAGUUUUGUGUGCUGAUGUGCUCAGGAUGUCUGGUUCUCGCUGUUAUUGGGCAUUAUGUACCAGGAGUGAUGAUCUCAUACAUUAUAUUGCUGAGUGUCCUGCUUUGGCCUCUGGUGGUGUACCACGAGCUGAUUCAGAAGAUGUACACUGGCCUGGAGCCCAUCCUGAUGAAACUGGACUACAGUAUGAAGGGGGACACGCAGCACCGCAAACAUGAAAAAAAGAAGACGAAGAAAGAGACAGAGACAGGUGAUGAGCCUCAAGCAGAAACUGAAAGCGAAAGUGAAGAGGAGCUGUCUUGCUCUGCUCCCACGGUGGAUGUGAAGACCACAGCACUGGCAAUGGCCAUCACUGACUCUGAGCUUUCUGAUGAGGAGGCCUCAAUCUUGGAGAGUGGGGGAUUUUCUGUAUCCAGAGCCACAACCCCACAACUUACUGAUGUCUCAGAAGAUUUGGACCAACAGAGUCUAAACAGUGAGCCAGAGGAAACCUUCUCCAGAGACCUGCCAGACUUCCCAUCUGUUGAGGAGUCCUUAUCUCCAGAGCACGCCAUGCCUCCAUCAGGGUCACCUGGAAGGGUUGAGGGCAUUACUUCAGAUCUCCAACAGGAGGUGCUGCAAAGUCCAGCCAGCCUCCUGAUUCAGCACCUGGCUUCCCCUUUGCACUUUGUCAAUACACACUUCAAUGGUCACAACCAGCCGCAGGGUGAAGGUGUGAGCCUCUCUCCUGAGGCGCUGAGCAAGGAAAUCGUGAACACGGCCAUCUCCACUGUGGUGCAGAAUACCUUGGCGUCCCUGUUGCACCCUGAUGAGACCCCCAGCAGUCCCUCUGUCUCAGAAAGCCCACCAACGGAAAGCCCACCUCCAAGAUUUGUAUGGGCUGCCCAACCUACCGAAGGUGACUGCGCCGUGAAACAGGAUGAUUCGGACCAUCCCGCUGACAUGCCCACGCCUGCAGAUGAAGAGGACUUUGAGCUGUUGGACCAAAGAGAACUGGAGCCGACAGGCAGGGAGCAGGGCCUCUGCUCUGAAGGAGAAGUGAUGGAUGUGAGAACGCCACAACCAAGUGACCACACCCAGGAGUCCUAGCUUCUUCUGACUCCCUGGUAUAUUUUUAGUACAGUAUACCAAGGAAAAACACUUGUCUUUUGUUGUUUCUGGGAGGCAGAAUACUGUGACAAAAUUCCAGAUUUGGCACCCACGUUGAGAGGAAACCUUCUACCUGGGUCUUGAUGGCAGUUUGCGUUUGACAGUAUCUUAUUGCUGUUAGCCUAGGGAACAGUUUUGUUGAUGCCGAGUUUGCAGACCGCUGGUGGGUGGACUUUUAGAUGAAUUCAUCUAGAUAAUUUAUGUAAACUAUAUGGUUUUGCUCAUAAUUUUACUGUGGAUUAAAAAAGCUAAUUGCUAUUUUUUUUUCCUCCCCAGAGCACUGACUAUAUUUUUUAAGUUAUAUUAAGGUCAUUUUUGAAAUUAAGGUUUUUUUUUUCUUCCCCAUUUAUAAAGUACCGUACUACUACACUAUCAAUACGGGCAAGCUUGAGAAAGCUGGUAACACAGUAAGGUUUGCUUGUGUACGAAGUUGAGUUUUUUCCACAUGAAGUAGUGAAUAACUGAAAAUGAGUCUACAUGUUUUUGUGGGAGGUAUUGUUAUAUUUUUGAGAAAUGAUUUAAAAUGUUGACAAUUGUUUAAAUGGUUUUUAAUAAGCAUUUUGCACUGUUUACUGGUAUAUUCUUGGAAGAGUGUUAACCUCUUUUGAAACACUGGGGGACCCUUGUCCCAAUGGUAGUUUCUAGAAGGAAGAGACAUUCAAUGAAAGUAUCCUGACGUGCUGUGCUGGAACGAUUGGUGUGUACACCAAAGUCUUCGUUCAGACCGUGUUCUGGAAAUGUGUUUGGCUCAAAAGGCCGUGGGGAAGUGUUCUGGAGUGUUUUACUCACUGUCAGGUUGUCAUUUUCAGUGUAUGCCUCUGCGUGUUGAACACUGUUCUUGUUCCACGUGUUCUUGUUCAAAGUAAACCGUUGAAAAGAAAGGAUGUCAGAUAACCCCUGGCAGGUUAUGUAACGACUGCUCUGUGUGUCCAUUCUAAUAAUGUGGUUUAAUUUCAAAUGCAAACUGACUAAUCAAAUUUGUUCCAAGCCCACUUACUGUACAGUCAAGAGAAAUACUGUAUGGUGACUGUUUUGCCCUGGAUAAUGAGGGAGCUAAAGAAAUAUUUAUACUUAAAAAAAAAAAAAAUGACCCGAACUGCCAUAAAUACCCCAGGGAAUAAUUUCUGAUACUGUAUAGGAACCAAGGGAGCAUCAGAAUUAUAUUUCUUUUGCAGGUAUUUGUGUUUUGCCAGUAAGCCUCUGGCAAUUUUCUUGUCUCAUAAGAGUAAAACAAGUACAAUUGUACUAAGCUGAUAUUUGGUUAUUUUCAAGGGAAGGUGCCAGGGUGUGAUUUGAAAAUCCAACUGAAAGACAGUACCAUCCAAACCAAGUACAAGUAUCCUUUUGUCUUUCAUCCUAAAGUGUGCUCAAUUUCAUUGUUUUGAAAUGAUCAGAAAAUGCAAAUAUUAAAACCUCUGCUUGCAAAUUGUAAAGUGUAAUUAGCACUGCAUACCCAUGUUUUAUGUAAAUAUCUUCUCUUGAAAAUAGUUCAGAUGUCUUAGAUCUUAAUGUUGUAGUCAGUUGUCCGAGUAUUCCGUUCUUGCUGAACUGUGUAAAUCUACUUCUGACAGCAGUUUUACCAAACAUGACCUUCACUUAGGACUUCAGGUAAAGCCAGGAACUCAAGCACAGCAGUGCAGCCAGUAAUUCAGCCUGUGUACCUAAACCCCAAUAAUGUCUGUAUUUUGUAAGAGAUGACACCUUUUUUGUACAGAUACAGCCUUUUAAAGCUUCAGUUCCUUGAUGUUUUGAAGUUUCCACCCCAAUGUAAAUAAGAUGUAACUAUAUUCUUUAUGCUAACAGCAUGCAUCUAUUACGUGCAUCUUGGAAUGCGUCUGCAAAAAAAAUUAAUGCAUAUUAGUCCCCCAGACCCUUGACUUCAAUAAAAGCAAAUACCUGUU
This is a messenger RNA of Scleropages formosus (Asian bonytongue), 3735 nucleotides long. RefSeq names its product reticulophagy regulator 2-like. The transcript is spliced from 9 exons. Lineage: Eukaryota; Metazoa; Chordata; Actinopteri; Osteoglossiformes; Osteoglossidae. The record is from RefSeq and is a predicted model, not a curated record. Bases 155 to 1774 code for a protein of 539 amino acids. Gene Ontology annotation, cellular component: membrane.